UUUUUUUUUUCUUUUAAAAAAGGAGAAUUUUAUAAAAACCAGGAUGUCGGCUUCUAUAGAAAUACCUCUUCGUGAUACCGAUGAGGUUAUAGAGGUGCAUCCCGAUCAGUUGCCAGAAUGUGAGGAAGUUUUGAGUAUUUUGCGGCAAGAGCAUUCUCAGCUUAAUACUUGGGUCAAUGUGGCGCUUGCUUAUUAUAAACAAAAUAAAACCGACGAUUUUGUUCGUCUCCUGGAAACGGCACGCAAUGAGGCCAAUACAGAAUACCGGGAAAUGGAAAAAGACAAAAUGCGUUGCUACGACAUGUUGGCCGCGCACUAUGUGCAUGAAGCAAACCGUGAAAAAUCAAAGGAUAAGAAGCGGGAACUUUUCAUGAAGGCCACCAACUUGUAUACGGCCGCCGAUAAAAUCAUUAUGUAUGACCAAAACCACUUGUUGGGUAGAGCCUAUUUCUGCCUUUUGGAAGGUGAUAAAAUGGAUCAAGCCGAUGCACAAUUUAAUUUCGUUUUAAAUCAAUCGCCCUCGAAUAUUCCCUCGCUAUUGGGUAAAGCGUGUAUUGCUUUUAAUAAGAAAGACUAUCGUGGUGCCUUGGCGUUCUACAAGAAAGCUUUGCGAACCAAUCCCAAUUGUCCGGCCAAUGUGCGCAUGGGUAUGGGUCAUUGUUUUCUGAAAAUGAAUAACCCUGAGAAAGCCAAGUUAGCUUUUCAACGUGCUUUGGAGUUGGACUCGAAUUGUGUGGGUGCUUUAAUUGGUCUCGCCAUCUUGAAAUUAAAUUUACAUGAGCCGGAAUCAAACAAAAUGGGUGUACAAAUGUUGUCAAAAGCUUAUACCAUUGAUUCAACUAGUCCCAUGGUUCUCAAUCAUUUAGCCAAUCAUUUCUUCUUCAAAAAGGACUACCAAAAAGUGCAACAUUUGGCGUUGCAUGCCUUCCACAACACGGAAAAUGAAGCUAUGCGGGCAGAAAGUUGUUAUCAACUGGCAAGAAGUUUUCAUGCUCAGAAUGAUUACGACCAAGCUUUCCAAUAUUAUUAUCAGUCAACACAAAUAGCACCGGCAAAUUUUGUACUUCCCCAUUAUGGUCUGGGACAAAUGUAUAUUUAUCGGGGUGAUACAGAGAAUGCCGCCCAAUGUUUCGAAAAAGUCUUGAAAAUACAACCCGGCAAUUACGAAACUAUGAAAAUUCUUGGUUCUCUAUAUGCCACAUCAAGUUCCCAGACAAAACGCGAUAUGGCCAAAGCACAUUUGAAAAAGGUCACCGAACAAUUUCCCGAUGAUGUGGAAGCUUGGAUUGAAUUGGCUCAAAUUUUGGAACAAAAUGAUUUACAAGCUUCAUUGGCGGCCUAUGGAACGGCAUCUUCUAUUUUAACAGACAAAGUCAGGGUAGAAAUUCCAGCUGAAAUUCUUAACAACGUUGCCGCUUUGCAAUACCGUUUGGGCAACCUAAAGGUUGCAAAAGAAAAACUUUUGGAAGCAUUGGAAAGAGCCAAAGCCGAGGCACCUAAUGACACGCAAUAUUACGAUUCUAUAUCAGUGACCAUGACAUAUAACUUGGCUCGUUUGAAUGAGGCAAUGAGCAGCUUCGAUGUGGCCGAUAAAUUAUAUAAGGACAUAUUAAAGGAGCAUCCCAAUUACAUUGAUUGCUAUUUACGUUUGGGAUGUAUGGCAAGAGACAAGGGCCUAAUUUUCGUGGCAUCCGAUUUCUUUAAGGAUGCUUUGAAUAUCAAUAAUGAUAAUCCAGAUGCCAGAUCACUUUUGGGUAAUUUGCAUUUGGCCAAAAUGCAGUUUGCUUUGGGCCAGAAGAAUUUUGAAACAAUUCUCAAGAAUCCUGCAACUUCCCAAGAUGCAUAUUCGCUUAUUGCUUUGGGCAACUUUUCAUUGCAGACAUUGCAUCAACCCACAAAGGACAAGGAUAAGGAAAGGAAGCAUCAAGAAAAAGCUUUGUCCAUUUACAAACAGGUAUUACGCAAUGAUCCCCGCAAUAUUUGGGCCACGAAUGGCAUAGGUGCCGUCCUAGCACACAAGGGAUGCGUGAUUGAGGCACGAGAUAUUUUUGCUCAAGUGCGAGAAGCUACUGCCGAUUUUUGUGACGUUUGGCUUAACAUUGCGCACAUCUAUGUAGAACAGAAGCAGUACAUCAGUGCCAUUCAGAUGUACGAGAACUGCAUGAAGAAAUUCUUCAAACAUCAUAACGUAGAAGUAAUGCAAUAUUUGGCCAGAGCCUAUCUUCGAGCAAAUCGUUUAAAAGAAGCGAAAAUGGUGCUUUUGAAGGCUCGAAAAGUAGCACCACAGGAUACGGUGUUGCUGUUUAAUAUUGCCGUUGUUUUGCAACGUCUGGCAAUGAACAUUUUGAAAGAUGAAAAAUCCACUUUGGAAGUGGUACUGCAAUCUGUCCAUGAGUUGGAAUUAGCACAAAAAUAUUUCCAAUAUUUAUCCGUGCAUGGCGACAAAACUCGUUUCAAUAUUGAAGUUGCUGGUAUUGAGGCAAAUCAAUGCCAGGAUUUAUUGUCACAGGCCCAGUAUCAUGUGGCUCGUGCUCGACGCAUAGACGAGGAGGAGAAGGCAUUGAAACGCAAACAGGAAGAAGAACGUAUGGCCUUCAAAAUGCGCCAAGAAGAGGAACGUCGCAAACGCGAGGAAUUGGAAAAGGCUUCACGCGAACAAAUGUUGGUCAAACGUCAAGAGUAUGUGGAGAAGACCAAGAAUUUGAUGUUAACGCUAGAUGUGGCACCAGAAAAGGAACGCAAAAAAGGUGGCGGAAGAUCGCGCAAGGAUGAAAUCGUUACUGACUCCGAUGGUAGUGAAGGAGGCGGUGCUGGACGUUCCGAGGAGGGUGGCGGCGAACGUAAAAAGAAAUCUAAGGGUGCACCACGUAAAAAGAAAGAAAGCGCCCCACGCAAACGUAAAGCUAAAGAUGCCUAUAAUAGUGACAGCGACGGAGAAGGCGGUGGUGGUGUCAAGGAAAAGAAACAAAAGAAGAAACAGAAACUUAGUAAGAAGGCUGCCUUGGAGGAGAAAAUAUCGGCUAAACAACGCAUGAAAAUUGUUUCGAAAGCGACUAUCUCUACGAGUGAAUCGGAUAGUGACAGCAAUGCUGGGCCGCGAAAACGCAAAGCAGACAUUGUUAGUGGCAGUGACUCCGAUGCUAGUGCUGGAAGUGUUAAACGUGCUCGCAAACGUAUUGCCUCUGGAAGCGAUUCAGAUCGGUCCAGGUCACGAUCUAGGUCGGGAUCUCGUUCUGUGUCACGUUCACGCUCACGUUCUGUUUCAAGAUCGCGAUCACGCUCCAAAUCUGGAAGUCGUUCUCGCAGUCGCAGCGGUUCCCGCUCCAAAUCAGGAAGCCGAUCUCGUUCGCCAAGCCGUUCCAGAUCACGUUCCGCAUCAAAAUCAGGUGGUUCAGGAUCUGGAUCAGGUUCUGAGUAA
Molecule: messenger RNA, 3418 nt
Organism: Musca vetustissima
Lineage: Eukaryota; Metazoa; Arthropoda; Insecta; Diptera; Muscidae
Product: RNA polymerase-associated protein CTR9 homolog
Exons: 9
Coding region: 44-3418 (1124 amino acids)
Biological process (GO): regulation of DNA-templated transcription
Cellular component (GO): Cdc73/Paf1 complex
Molecular function (GO): RNA polymerase II complex binding
Source: RefSeq, a predicted model, not a curated record